This is a messenger RNA of Hipposideros armiger (great roundleaf bat), 2762 nucleotides long. It is a transcript of the gene NMNAT1, whose product is annotated as nicotinamide nucleotide adenylyltransferase 1. The transcript is spliced from 6 exons. The coding region runs from base 384 to 1271 and encodes 295 amino acids. Gene Ontology annotation, biological process: NAD+ biosynthetic process. The record is from RefSeq and is a predicted model, not a curated record. Lineage: Eukaryota; Metazoa; Chordata; Mammalia; Chiroptera; Hipposideridae. Gene Ontology annotation, cellular component: nucleus. Gene Ontology annotation, molecular function: nicotinamide-nucleotide adenylyltransferase activity; nicotinate-nucleotide adenylyltransferase activity.
GUAGUCUCCGGGUCCCGCUGGCUCUGAGAACAGGGUAAGCCCCCUCUCCGGGGUCCCUGAGAAACCCGUCUCUAGGGGAGUCAGCCUAGCACCCCUUUUGGUCACAAGCGUAGGGGAGGCCAAGAUGAUGGGUCUUUGAAAGUCAAUUGAGCGGCGCCCGCGUCAAGGUCAUGUUCAAGUUUGGGGCGAGAAGUCUUGCCCCGUUAUUCUUUCGAUCUCUCUGUGGAACCAGAAACCUCGGUAAAUUCGCCUCUGGGGCUUCGGAACAGGUGACUAGUUUUGGAUGUGAAGCCACUGUUCUAGCCCAAUUUAGACAAGACUGUUGACACACAGGUUGGAAUAGUUCCAAUAGCCUACACUGCAAAACGCUUCGGAGCCACAGAAUGCCCCUUGUAAAAACAGCAAGGGAGGGGUCAGACCAACAACUUGAAACUCUUAGCAUGGAAAAUUCCGAGAAGACAGACGUGGUUCUCCUUGCUUGUGGUUCCUUUAAUCCUAUUACCAACAUGCACCUCAGGUUGUUUGAGCUGGCCAAGGACUACAUGAACGGAACCGGAAAAUACAGAGUUAUCAAAGGCAUAAUUUCUCCUGUCUGCGAUGCGUAUAAGAAGAAAGGACUCAUCUCUGCCCAUCACCGCAUUAUCAUGGCGGAACUUGCCACCAAGAAUUCAGAAUGGGUGGAGGUGGACACAUGGGAAAGCCUUCAGAAGGACUGGGUAGAGACCGCCAAGGUGCUAAGAUACCAUCAAAAGAAACUGGAGGCUAGUAGUUAUUAUCACCAGCAGGACUCACCUGUGCUGGAAAGGCCUGGACGGAAGAGGAAGUGGACAGAAUAUAGUCAGAAAAAAUACCCAGAGCAAAAAACAAAAGAUGUGCCGAAGGUAAAGCUGCUGUGUGGGGCAGAUACAUUGGAGUCCUUCGGCAUCCCCAACCUGUGGAAGAGUGAGGACAUCAUCAGAAUCGUGGAGGACUAUGGGCUCGUAUGCGUCACGCGGGCUGGAAGUGAUGCUGAGAAAUUUGUUUACGAAUCCGACGUGCUGUGGAAAUACAAGAACAACAUCCACCUGGUGAACGAGUGGAUCGCCAACGACAUCUCGUCCACGAAAAUCCGGCGAGCCCUCAGAAGGGGCCACAGCAUCCGCUACUUGGUACCAGAGCUUGUCCAGGCAUACAUUGAAAAGCAUAAUUUGUAUAGCUCUGAGAGCGAGGAGAGGAAUGCUGGGGUUAGCCUGGCUCCUUUGCAGAGGAACAGCGUGGAUGCUAAGCUAUGAGAAGUCCCCCAGCGUGAAAUUUUGCACUUUGGGGAAUUCGCAACAGUCUAGGUGUUAGCAACUGGAGAAAGGAAUUGUGAUCCUGUUUCAUAAACUAAAGCUUAAAAGUUGGGUAAAAAUCAGUAGUGAAUGACAAUCAGGUUUAUUUUUCUCUUUUCUUUUACUGCCGUAUCCCUAGAGCUAUUUUUUUUCCUCUUAUCAGAAGUUGCUAAUAUGAAUAUUUUCAGUAUUAUGUUUUUUGUUUGGUUUUUUUAAGACAGUACAAAACCCUUUAUUUUUAAAACAAGAGAUUAACAACACUAAAACCAGAAGACUAUUCCAUCAAACUGACUACAAAUAAGAAAUCAAAACAGACACCCUAGCUUUACUACAUAAAAGUGUGAAACGCCAUUUGAAAUCCUAACUUUAGUUAUUGAAGGGAACUGACAUUUGACGCAUGCCUAUUUCUGGGCGGUCUCCACCCAGUGUGGCCAAAGUUGUUCUUAACAGUGGUGAUCUAGCACAAGGGUCGGCAAACUGCGGCUCUCAAGCCACAUGCAGCUCUUUGGAUGCGACUUGUGAGCCCUGAUCUAGCAGAGUGCACCUCUGGUCCGUCAUCUCCAGCUAUGCCAAGUGCAGGUGUGACUGCCUGGCGGGAGCUAUAGGCGGUAGUUCCUUCUCCCUGGCACACAUCAGAGCAUCCGAUUAAAGUCUGCCAAGAUACCUGCCUAGUGUGCCAUCUUUGGAGCUGGGGAGUGGGGCACAAGCCCGCGAAUGUUUAGAAUGGUGCACAGGUGUUUGCAAUGCCCACCAGAGGUAGAGAGCCUCUGCUUUCCACGUUUUACACUUACUCUUAGCACAGCCCACUGUGGCUCAUGCUUCUAAACCUGGCCAUCCGCCAUCUUCCUAUCUUCAGGGUCAACUUCAGUGAUGACCUCACGCUCCCUGGAACAGAGAGAACCGCUGAGAAUGAGAGGGGUCUUAUUCCAGAAUUGUAUUAAAUGUCAGUGCUCUGAGCCUUUAUUGAUAGCUCAAUAAUCAAAAGAUAACUGGAGACCCCCCACACACGAACCUGAGAAAUGCCCCACUGGGUCAGCCCAGCAGUUCCAGCUCAGAAUUUGGGGCACUGACGAAUGGCUUGUGAAAGCCAUGACCUCGGCCUGACAGUCUUGAGUUACUGAAGAGCCCCGCUGUUUCUGUUCCAGCCCACGGUGAAUCUGCCAUUGGUGAAUUGAAGCAGAAAAGGGAUCUGUUUUCUUAUGCUUUUUCUCUUCUUGGCCUUCUGGCCUUUAACCGGAGUGGAACUUCCAAAUAAUAAAGUCAUAGCUUUAUGUUACAAAUACGAGCUUGUUACCUGAUUGGAUACUGAUUAAAAUUGUGUGGAAGUUUAAUUGCUUGGUAAAGGAGAAACACUAGAAAUAGCUUUUUAAAGAUUAGUUCUAUAUUUCAUGGAAAUCAUUCUGUAUAGAAACUGGACUAAACUUAAAUUUUUAAUAAAAAUAGAAUAAUUUA